This is a messenger RNA of Colletotrichum higginsianum IMI 349063, 807 nucleotides long. Its product is annotated as Extracellular serine-rich protein. The record is from RefSeq and is a predicted model, not a curated record. Lineage: Eukaryota; Fungi; Ascomycota; Sordariomycetes; Glomerellales; Glomerellaceae. The coding region runs from base 1 to 807 and encodes 268 amino acids. The transcript is spliced from 3 exons.
AUGAGAGUCAACUCAGCUUGGGCCUUGAUGGCUGCUGCUGUCACGGUCAGCGCGAUGCCCCAGCCCGUCUCCAAGAGAGACCCUUUCCCGGCCGAUGGUACUGUCGUUGGGGGUGUUCCGCAUCGCCCGUUCAGGAUCAGGAGACAAGCAGCAGCACCACCGGCGACGCCUCAAGGCAACCAGCUCAUCCCCGUCGUGGUCGGCGGCCCGCAGGACACCUUCGUGCCGAACCUGAUCCAGGCCCAGGUCGGCGACGUCGUGCAGUUCCAGUUCAGCAACGGCAACCACACCGUCACGCAGAGCGCCGAGGGCUCCGCGUGCCAGCCGCUCCAGGCGCAGAACCCGGCGGCCAUCCACAGCGGCCACAUCCCGUUCCAGGACGGGCAGGCCAUGGUCGGCACGUUCAACAUGCCCAUCACGAGCGCCGACCCCAUGUUCCUGUACUGCGCCACCGGACCGCACUGCCAAGAGGGCCAGGUCCUGGUCAUCAACCCCACCAACGCGAACCAAGUCGUCCAGUACUCCAAGCUGGCGGCGGCAGCAAAGGCCAACGUCGACGGGACUGCCGUCUCUGGUGGCGCUGUAGGGCAGAUCCCGCUGGCGAACGCGGCUUUUGUACCGGCACCGGCGGAGCAAGGCGGUGGUGGUGGCGGCGGCGGCGGCGCACCCCCGGGAGGCGGUGCGCCUCCUGCGGCUGCCCCGGCUGCCCCGGCGGCUCCGGCCCCCGCAGCUCCUCCGGCCAAUCCGGCCCAAGAUCCGGCCGCAGCGCCGCCGGCCGAAGCCCCGGCCGCCCCACCAGCUGCUUAA